UAUGAGUGGCGCGAGCAAGACCCGCUUUCAGUCCUUGAGAGCAAUCGCUCGUUGAAGACGUGAGCUGCCGCCCGUUUUCUUCCUUAAGGAAUAGAACUGUUAACAAUUAGACCGACCACUCUUAAACAGCGACCAAGACGUUUCUGAGCAAUCAUAUCUGUUUUAUUUCUGUUUCCUCUACGUUAGUGUAACGGGUUUUAAUGAUCUGAGUGUUACGAGCAGCUAUUGUUAACUCUCAAACAGAAAAUAUGUUAACGGUUUGAUAUGAAUUAGAGGUACUUUAGUAUAAUCUUCACUGCGACUGGGAUUUAACAUAAUCAUGAUCAUUUGGAAGAAAACAGAACAGGAGCGAGAAGUGUCAAACUUCUUCUUUGGUUUUUUAAUGGUUGUAGUUAAAGAAGUGUUGUCAACUUCCGACUACAGAGCUCCUUUGAUAGAUGUCGAACCUCCCUCGAAGCUGACUUUCCUCAACACUUCGGGAGCGUCACUUCAUUGUUCGGCUUCAGGAAACCCUAUCCCGGAUGUUUACUGGAUUAUAACGGAUGGAACAAAGGUUACCGAUCUACCUGGUCUACGAGUUUCCAUGUCUAACGGUACAUUGUUGUUUCCACCAUUUCAGUCAGAAAAUUACCGGCAAGAUGUUCACUCCACUCUUUACCGCUGUGUGGCGUCUAAUUCUUUGGGGAAAGUUGGAAGCAGGGAUGUCCAAGUCAGAGCAGUGAUCCAUCAGAACUACGAGGUACAAGUCUACAAUGAGUUUGUUACAAGAGGGAACACUGCGAUUCUCAGGUGUUAUAUCCCCAUCUUCAUAAGGGAUUACGUCACUGUGACGACAUGGGAAAGGGAUGACGGGAUUACUAUAGUGUCAAAUGUAGCAAACGGAGGCCGGUUUAGCGUUCUCUCGCACGGAGAGCUUCACAUCCGAAAUACCACAGAUAAAGAUGGUUUCAAAGGAUACUACUGCCGCACUACUCAUACUCUCAAUGGAGAAUCUCACCUAAGUCAAAAUUCAGGAAAACUCAUAAUUACAGAACCACAGACCAAUCAGAUGCCUCGACUUUCAGAAACCAGAACAGUCUACAGUGUUCAGCAGGGAGAACCGGUGGAGCUUACAUGUGCUGCUGCGCAAGCCUACCCACUUCCAACAUACCACUGGUACAAGAAAGAUGGCGCCAAUAUUAUUCCAGUGUUAUUGAAUGGAAAUAUAAUACAAGUAGGUGGCUCCCUCUAUAUUCGAAAGACCAGUGUUCGUGAUGGUGGAACAUAUGUCUGUCUCGUAAAGAAUAACGUUGGACAAAAAAGAAUGGAAACACAUUUAACAGUCACAGUUCCUUUAAGAGCAAAACUCACUCCAGAAAGACUCUUGGUUAACGCUGGAAGGUCUGCUACUGUCACGUGUAACGUGUCAGGAUUUCCUAUAAACACAGUCAAAUGGGUUAAGGAUCAGCGCCCUCUAACACCUGAUGGAAUGAAAUUUCGUCUUCUAACGCGUGACUCGCUUCACGUGUCGUCCGUUGGACGUGAGGAUAAAGGCAUUUACCAAUGUUACGUUAGCAAUAAGGAUGAUUCUGCUCAAGCAGCUCUAGAACUGGUUUUAGAAGAAACUGCUCCAGUGUUAUUGGAAACUUUUAUCGACCAGACCCUGAAACCAGGACCAAGCGUAUCUCUUCACUGUACGGCAACUGGAACUCCACUUCCUCAAGUCACGUGGUCUCUGGAUGGUUAUCCUGUACCAGACAAUGACCGUGUACGCGUAGGAGACUACGUUAGCCGUAGUGGAAGCGUAGUUAGUUUUGUCAAUAUCAGUAAUGUUCAGGUUGAAGAUGGCGGAAGUUAUGAGUGCAUUGCUAGAAACGACGUUGGCAGUAUGCGUCACUUUGCCCGUUUAAAUGUAGUUGGAAACCCAAUAGUGAAACCUAUGCCAGUUAAAGUUAUAGUUUCAGGAGAAAAUGGUGUUCUUCAAUGUCGAGUUGCUGGAUAUCCAAUCGAAAACAUUUUUUGGGAAAAAGAUGGCCGUCUACUUCCAGUUAACCGUCGCCAAAUAGUGUUCCCAAAUGGUACUGUUUUUAUCCAAGAAGUUCAGAAAACAAAAGACGAUGGUGUUUACACGUGCACAGCAACCAGUGACCAAGGAAAUAGAGCCUCUGGUGAUGUAGAAGUGAAAGUAAAAUUGAAACCCGUCGUUUUGCCAUUUAUCUUCCCUGUAAACAUAGAGAAUGGGAUGAAACUGAGUGCAGUAUGUUCUGUAGCUGCAGGGGAUCCGCCAAUUAAUGUGUCCUGGCUCAAAGAUGGUGCUCCCCUGGUAGCGACAAAUGACAUCACAAUUAAGACACUGAGCGAGGACUCUAUGCUCCUGGCUAUUGACAAAGUAGGACUCCAGCACAGUGGUGACUACACCUGUGUAGCUAGCAAUGACGCGGGAGCUGUAAAUCUUACCCGUCCUUUAUCUGUUCACGUACCACCAUCAUGGCGUAUAGAACCCAAAGACGCCAGCGUAAUUGUUGGACACAGCAUCACUCUAGAUUGUCAGGCAGACGGCUUUCCCCCACCUAGGGUUCGUUGGGAAAAAGCAAAAGGAAUAGCUCCUAUUGGUUAUCAUCCUAUCACCACAAGCUACCACUACCAGAUUUUUGAAAACGGUUCCUUAACAAUACAAGAUGUAACUAAAGACGAUGAAGGAUAUUAUUUGUGCCAAGCAACGAACGGAAAUGGUUCAGAAAUGAGCGGAGUUGUGACGUUAAAAGUACAUGUUGCACCCAAAUUUCGCAAGAGGUUCCAGACCCAGAUGAUCCCGAAGAAUAAGUCUGCUACUUUGGACUGUAGUGUGAUAGGUGACCAACCAAUCAAAAUUACUUGGCUGCGAGACAAACAACCAAUUGCAUUUGAUCUCGAACCAAGGGUAAGAAAAAGCGAAGUGACUUCAAGUGGCAUGUUAAAGUCACAAGUGACUGUGACCUCCGUUGGCAGAAGUGACUCAGCUCUUUACACUUGCAUGGCUACUAAUGACUAUGGUUCAGACGAAUCUAACGUACAGCUAAUAGUACAAGAACCACCCGAUCCACCCAGAGAAAUUCACGCUGCAGACACCACGAGCCGCUCUACUAGAAUCCACUGGGAUCCACCGUUUAGUGGGAAUAGUCCUAUUAUUUAUUACACCGUCUACUGGCAGCGAACAAGAAAAAUAACUUCAUCUGAAGCAAACCACAGAGUCCUAUACAACACAACGAUUCCUAGUACAGAUAUCAGUACUCGUGUGAACUUCUUGAAGCCUGCUACAACUUACGAAGUCUAUGUAACAGCAGAAAACGUUAUUGGUGUGAGUGGACCAAGCAAGAAAGUUUCCUUUACAACCGAAGCUGAGACUCCUGCUGGACCACCGCAAUCUAUUAUCAUAGAAAGUGUGACGUCAGAAGCUCUGCGAGUCUCUUGGUUGCCUCCUUUGGAAAGUGUUAGGAACGGAGUUAUUCAAGGCUAUUAUGUGGGAUACAAAAAGACAAACUCCUCUGAAUCCUACCAGUACAAGACUGUCGAAGCAAAAUCUAAUGAAAAUACCCGCAUCAAAUGUGAUCUUCAGGGAUUGAGAAAAUUCACAUUCUACACCGUAGUUGUUCAAGCUUUUAAUGAAAAGGGUGCCGGACCUCGUUCUGACGCCAUCAUCGGAAGAACUUAUGAAGACGUGCCAACAGCGCCACCUGGAAAUGUAAAUUGUGUGCCUGUUACAUCACAAAGCAUUACUGUUACGUGGACGUCACCACCGGAGACAUCCAUCAAUGGGAAGUUAAAAGGAUACAAAGUUUUCUGUAGACCGGCGACAUUAUUUUAUGAAGGUUUGGUCUCUCCGUUUGUUGUGAAAGAUGAUACAACCACGACAACGCUAUACGAUCUAGAGAAGUACACCAACUACAGCCUAGCAGUAGUAGCAUUUACUAGAGAAGGAGAGGGAGUUGCUAGUCAGCCUGUUUAUUGUCGGACUCUAUCAGACGUUCCGAGUGCUCCUGCCGAUAUCAAAGCUAUUCCUAUGUUAUCCAAUGGCAUCCUAGUAUCGUGGAGACGACCGGCUCAACCGAAUGGUGUCAUCCAACAAUAUACUCUGUACAAAAGGUGGUUAUCACAGGGUCGUCAAGACACUAUUUCCAAUCGAGUAGAGCCAUCGGAAACACAUUUUGAAGUCUUGAAUCUCGAAAACAAUAAACGCUACGAAUUCUGGGUAACUGCUUCCACAGUUAUUGGUGAGGGGGAAUCGACACGGGUUUUAUCGCAGAGAACAUCAGAAACGAUACCCGCCAGAAUUGCUUCAUUUCCUGAGCACGUAACAGUUAGCAGCGGAUCAGAAGUCCACCUACCGUGUUUAGCUGUUGGAAUUCCAACUCCGUACAGAGAAUGGACAUUUAGUCUAAUUUCUCUGCAUUUUCUUAUUUCUAACAUAUUUCUAUUAAUUUAUAUAUUACAAACUCCAACAGGCCUUCCUGCUCCAACUGACCUCACAAUUGGCAGAGCUACUUCUUCUAGUAUCCAAAUGUCGUGGAAUAUGGAUCUUCGAUUCAAACCAGCGCUCACAGAGUAUCUGUUGCGGUACAAGAGGGACUUUGGUCAGUGGGAAAUACAGAAGAUUCCACCUUCGGCUACCAGUUUUACCUUAAACAAUUUGAGCUGUGGAACAAGAUAUUUUAUUCAGUUAGUUGCAAUUGGGAUGGAGGGCGAAGGGAAUCCCAGCAAUGUCUUGUCUACCCGCACCGAAGGAGGAGCCCCUAGUCCUCCAUCUCGUGAAAUCUUCAUUGUUUCCAAUUCUACCUAUGUUACUCUACACAUGAAUGCUUGGGACAGUGGCGGAUGUCCAAUCACAUCGUUCAUUAUUCGAUACAAACGUAUUUAUACAAAUGACUGGAAGAUGACCACCACGGAUAUAGGACGACAUCUUGAUCAUGUAACACUACAGGAACUAACACCAGGAACGUGGUACAAUCUGCGUAUAACAGCUCAUAACAGCGCUGGCUCCUCUGUAAAAGAAUAUAGCUUUUCAACUUUAACUUCAGAUGGAGCAACAAUAGCACCAGUGGCCAUUGGAGGCUACCUGCGACCUGACAAGCCUUGGGAGGAAUUGAAUAUUAUUAUUCCCAUCGUUGCAGCUGCUAUUGCUUUAACCGUUGUCUUGGGCGUGGCUAUUUGUGUUUGUGUCAAAAGAAGACAAUCAGACGAAAUGUAUGAGAGAAAUAGACUAAAUUCUCGAGCUCCAGUCAUGAUGCUUCGCGGCAGUCAGAAAAAAGUUCAGGACCAAGUCCAGUACCAGGAGGUUGCCACUUAUCAGCGAGCGCCGAAAAUUCAGAGAUCAGCUCGUAAUGAACCAGCAUUAGAACGUGAUCAAGUUUUGCCUCUACCAGACGAUCAUGACCAUUCUACCGGUUACGAAGACGAUCUUGCACCGUACGCCACCUUCCGGCUACCGGGGUGUGAUUCAGAUACCGAGAGCUCUCAGGGUACAGUUCGAGAACUCCAAACAUUUGGAAACCAAUACCAACAAUCUUUUGUUGAUCCCCCGGCUCAGUACGACGUUCUCUUUCACGUUGGUUUGAAAAACGAUAUGUUGUAUUAUUUCUAUUUUUUUUUCGAGAAUAGUACUUUAGCUUUAACUACUUUCUAGUUAUUCAAAAAUAGUAUUUUUCUUGUAUUAGCUAAUAAAUUAAUUUUUCUUAGUAAAACUACCUGUAGACAUGAUCAAAUUCGUAUAGCAUAAAACAAGUACACUAUUCCUAAGGCUGGUAAGGUUGUGAAAUAGUAAAUUUGGAUUUAUUUUUGUGUUUAAUCUUUGUUUUAAUUAAUAAUUUAUUAUCGGUAAUUGCUCAACGAAAGUAAAAUCAUAACCAAAUAAACUAGUGACGUCCUUUCAUAAUAUGACGGUGAUAUUAGGGUUGAGGCUGUACUUACAAUUUACAACCGAUUUAAGAUCAUUUUUGUUUUACCUUAUUACGUUUAAAGCUUCACGUGUUCAAUUGGAGUGUGGGCUGGCUUUGUAGUAGAACUCUGGAUUUCAAAACUGGCAAACAGAGUUCGAAUCCAUGCGAUACCACAAAAUAUUUCCCAAACUUUAGGCUGUGGGUGCGUUAUAAGAGAGACAGGCGGUCCUCUAGUGUAGAUGCUGUUGACUGACUACCUUCCCUCUGAUAAGUAGUUCAAUUAUUGACGGGAAACAGGUAGCUUUAGUAUCUUUGUACUAAAUUUAUUAUUGAAAUACAAAUGCCUAAAAGAAUAUUUUAAUAUUCAUGAACAGAAAAUCGAAAAAGAUUGUAACAAAAACGUUUUACUUACGAGAAAACGUGAAGAAUAAAAGAAACAAAUGAAGUGUACAUUUUGUCAGCAAGUAACUAAAAUGUUUACAUUUUCUAAACUUUUGGAGCAAAUAUACCUCCUUCAGAUCUUUCAACCAAAUAUAAUUUUGUAGCUUUAAUAGAGUAUAUUUUGUCAGCAAGUAACUAAA
Limulus polyphemus (Atlantic horseshoe crab) is the source of this 6472-nucleotide messenger RNA. Its product is annotated as Down syndrome cell adhesion molecule-like protein Dscam2. The transcript is spliced from 29 exons. Gene Ontology annotation, biological process: cell-cell adhesion. Bases 320 to 5638 code for a protein of 1772 amino acids. Gene Ontology annotation, molecular function: protein binding. Lineage: Eukaryota; Metazoa; Arthropoda; Merostomata; Xiphosura; Limulidae. The record is from RefSeq and is a predicted model, not a curated record.